Molecule: messenger RNA, 2382 nt
Organism: Ceraceosorus guamensis
Lineage: Eukaryota; Fungi; Basidiomycota; Exobasidiomycetes; Ceraceosorales; Ceraceosoraceae
Exons: 2
Coding region: 278-2155 (625 amino acids)
Biological process (GO): regulation of transcription by RNA polymerase II
Molecular function (GO): RNA polymerase II cis-regulatory region sequence-specific DNA binding; DNA-binding transcription factor activity, RNA polymerase II-specific
Source: RefSeq, a predicted model, not a curated record
UUUCGCCUAUCGGCAGUCUUGGCGUGGUCUGCGGAGCUCCUGCAUCCGAACCGGGCUUCGACUCCGAGACGCUCCCAUCAAGACUCGGUGCUGUCUGUACGCUGACCGGCUGCGGGAGCCACGCUCGCUGUUAGAGACGUCGUGAGAGGACCUGGAGCGCACAGACAGCUUUCACGGUCAGUGCUAUAGCCCUCUAGCCUCAGAGGAGAGAAGGCGCUUGGUGAGCUGACGAAGCUGACGUCUCUGCGCGACGCAUCAUACCGCAGCCCACACCGACAUGACUUCGAUAGUCAGACCUCGCUCUGCUCAGCCUACAUCAGCUCGGUUGCCAGAGUUUGGGGCUGGUCCCAGCAGCGGUGCUGGGCCUUCAACGGGCCCUGCUACCGCCACGAACUUCGGCGAUGGGCUGCCGACCCGCGCUUUCGAAGGCUACGGCAAUUACGAGGGUGAGGAGUUGUCCUUUCUGAACGAUCCCGCCCUCGACUCGGUGGGAAUCUUGCCUGGAUUCGAUGCAGACUUCGACCUCGGGCUUGGCUCACCGAAGGACGGGCAAAGUCCGCUCUUUCGCUUUCCCGAGCUGCCCUCCAGCUUGCUCGAUCAAGCUCCAGAGUACGAAUAUUCUGCCCACACACAAACAAACGUCUUCGAGGCCACGCAUGACUAUGUUUCAGAUUUAAAUGCUUCGAAAUGGUUUGGAUUGGACGACUUCGAUCCUUUGCUCAAUCCCGAUCUCAACGCAGGGGGGAUAAUGGCCGCAGCACCACGCGCGACCGACGGUGGUGCGAGCGCCUGGGGCUAUGCGCAGGACGCAGGUCCUGGUCUGUCCAGUGGGGUUGGGUCCAUGGGUGCCACCCCGGCUGUGGGCUACACCGACUCUCCGUACGGACCAGAGUCUGAACCGCCUUCGCGAGCCUCUGAAGCGGGUUUCUUGAGUGCUCAGAAUGGUGGUGGGGCACUCGCCGACGUCAAUCAAAUGGGCGGUGGUGGUGCUGGACAGGCAGGCAAGCGUCGACGAGACUCAUUCGAGUCGCCACAAGCGAGGGCUGGCAGUGCCGUUGCCGGUCAGCAAGCUUGGCCUUCUCGAGCCGCACCAAACCCGUUCCAGCCUCCCUCUCAAGCGCAGAUUCAGCCGCCGCCUCUUGAAGCGCAGGCUUACGACCAGUAUGGUCGGCCCAUUCCAGUCCGACGUACGCAGCCACAACAAGGCCCUCCGCACGUGGUCCCUUCGCAGUCCAUCCCGGCACCGGGCCCUCGGGUGCGCAUGCAAAGCUGGAACGAAGGAAAUCAGCGUGCUAGCUCUUACAGUGAUGAAUGGGGCCACCCCGGAAUGUAUGAUUCUCCCGGACACGCCAGCUCAUCGUCAGGCCACAUGCCCCGCGGAGCGAUGCACGGCCAGAUGAUGCAUCCCUACAAUCAACAACCUCGCGGGUCGUACGCGCCCAUGCCGGGUGCUGGUGCUUCCUACUUGGACGGACAUCCAGGACUAGGGCCACAUGGGGCUCGCCUGAGUGUUGCUUCCGACAUCAGCGCAUCCUCGAGCAGCCGAUUGCUAGAGGUGUCUGCCCAUCAGACCGAAAUGUCCCUCAACGCGGCUGUUGGAGCCGCUAUGGAGGCUACAGGCGAUCCCGAUGGCGUAGCCAAAUGCCCGUAUCCACGCUGCGACAAGACUUUCGCAAAGAAUCGCAGCUACAAUCUCAAGGCUCAUCUGAGAAGCCACUCUCAGCUGAAGCCCUUUGCGUGCUCACACUGUCCGCGGGCUUUUAGUCGCAAACACGAUUUGGAGAGGCAUGCCCGUGUCCACUCGGGCGACAAGCCGUACCUGUGCGAAGCUUGCGGAAAAGGCUUUCCGCGUAGUGAUGCCCUGCGGCGCCACUGGCGUAUGGAGAAGGAAUGUGGAGAGAAGGCAGCCGAGAUCGAGGCUGGUCAGCCACUCCCUUCUCUGCCUCCAGGCGCGAGCGCCAUUAUGGCCAAUAUACCCGGUGCACACUUCGCCCCUGGGCAGAUGCUCGGAGCUGUGCCCCCUCCCCACGUCACACACGCCCCGUACAUGGGCAUGCAGCCACAUCCACAAGGUGGCUGGGAUGACGCACAAGGCUACGACGCCUACGAGCCUGAUAGACGAGGCGACAAGCGCAUGCGCCCCGCUCCAUACUAGACUUUCCACUGCCGUGGUCAUCGGCCGCCGUGCGCCCCUUUGCAUACCCCUCUUACCCAGCCUGCUCUCAGGACGAAAGCGCACUAUAACAACACCACCACUAAUGCUCUGACUACUAUACAGCUUUGGCAUCGGCGAUUCUGCUCUGCAUUGCUCCGCUUCCAACAGUCGAUGCUUGGCAUGCACUGCAUGGCGGAUGCUCGUCAAGCGCGAGAUAUCCUGCUUCU